Amoebophrya sp. A25 is the source of this 3332-nucleotide messenger RNA. NCBI's taxonomy places the organism in Eukaryota, Dinophyceae, Syndiniales, Amoebophryaceae. The record is from the annotation of a GenBank genome assembly.
CGUCAAGGGCGCUCUUCGUGGUAGCGUAGGUAGAAAACGUUCCCCUGCCCACCCUGGCAGCACGUCGUUCUUAUCUCUCCCGCGGAUCUUGCACAUACCUGACGAGCGUGAGACUGCCAGAGGAGCAGUGGAGGAACGACAUCAAUCACAGGAUGCUAGAAAAAGGCAAAAAUCACGUGGAGGUAGUACAACACCUUCGCAUUCUUCAACACCUUCUCCAGAAGUAGAAGAAGAACUUCAGCACCACUGCUGGACAGCAAGAACCCCCGCCGAUCCGCGUUUGGAGAAACAGGAGCAGAUGCAUCCACAUCCUGGUUCGCAAUUAGAGUUUUUACAUGCUCAGCGACAACAGGAGGAACCAUGUGGACGACCUCAAGAAGGACCUUCUUCCGAUUGUACAGCUGUAAGACCUGAUGUUGAAAGUUUUACUUCUACUCCACCUUUCUUGGCACAUCACCAGGCACCUGCAGCUCCUGGUGCUGGACAUCAUCAUCAAGCCUCGUUACCAGGCGGGAACGGAGUGGGGAUAGCCCCCGCUGCAGCCAUCUUUCUGCAACAAGCACGCGCUGCGCGCUUGCAAGCGUGUUGGCAGCAAGGUUUCGCUGCGGACAAUAGUUGCAUAACUUCAAUGCUUGCAGCACUGCUGAAGCAGGCGCCUCGUUUUCCUCCAGCCCAGCAGCGGCAGUUUUUGGAGGGUGCUUUUUUUCGGACCUUUGUGCCGCUACGGCCAGACAUCUUUGUUCCUGUAAGAAAUCCGCGAAAUGAGAGCGUUUCUGAUGUAGUAUCCGGAACCGGAAACCAGCAGUCUUCCACUCAACGCUUCUAUCUUCGCUAUGAUCUAGAGAAAGAACGAGAACGCAACGAGCACGUGUUGAAACAAAUGAAAAUGAUGAAGAAAAGCAACAGGGCGGAUGAUCCUGUCGACGUAUGCGAGCAACUGAUGUCGUAUGAUGACCGUCAUGAUUCUGGUGAAGCCUCGGACUCUCUUGGUCUAUUGGAGAACUUAAGACUUCUGAUCCCGUAUUACGGAGACGAUGAACUAUCUGGAACGCAACCCGUAGCAAACGAAAAUGGCGGCAGCCUGAUCAUCAUGAACAACCAGCAUCAACAGCAACGUGGGACCACUGUCGACCGUUUGCUCCCAGAACAAUACGAUAGCUCUGUGCUUCGAAGACCAUUACAUCCUGUUUCUUCUGCUGCAUUUGACUUCGAGGCAAAACAGAAGUGGAGCGGUUUGUAUCAGCAGGAAGGAGGAUUCUUUGGUCGCGGCGGGUGGUUGUAUGGGGCUGAUCAGCGUCGAGAUCAUCGAGGAGAACAUGUUGCAGUCGGUGUAGAUCGCGUCGAACAAGCAGAAAUGGAUUACUGGUCAUGUUCACCCAGUCAGCUUCUUUGCCCACCUCCUAGAGAAGAAGCAGGGCAAGAAGCUCCGAACAACGUUGCGCCAUUAGAUGCCAUGUUGAUCAAGACGGAUUUAGAUGAAGAUGAUAGUACCAGAAAGAUGAAGAAAACGAAUAGAUCGAUCGUGAAGGAACAAGAUGGUAAGAGCAUCAUGAUGCUCCCCGUUGUUCCCGAAGAAGACAUACUGCACCAGAGUCUCGCCACGCAUGAAGCCUCAGAUUCACCCGCGUCGUCUCUGCUAGUCGACUCUGUUGGGGGUGUGGAUUCACUUCUGUCUUUCCUUUCGACCGUGACUGUGACGAUUUCGGUGUAUCAAGAAGAUGUUGCGUGCCGCAAGGAACAAGCAGUGGAUGAACAAGAUUAUGACAGCACUAGAGCUACUAUUACUUCAUUGAGCGGACGUGACCAGUUGAAGCUUCAGGAAGAAGAUCAGCGAGAAGCUAACACUGGCCGUCUUCGUUAUUCCACAGAUGUAGAGCAGGUCCCGGACACGGUCUUUCCACAUAGCGAAAUAACGCUCAUAACCGAGGAUCUUGCGGCUGCAGUCGGCGCUGCUGCCCUCACCUUUUCCUAUGACAGUGACGUUGCGAGCGUAGUUGCUCAUGCUAAUGAUCUUCUGAAAGAGAUGUCCCCCGCCUCUGGAGGUGCAUAUGCAUCUUCUACCAAGGAGAAGCAGGUGGUAGGUGAACAAAAGAACAAAUAUGAACAAAGAGCAGAACAAAUAGUGCAUGUUUCGUGGGAUGAAAACCAAUCAAACUGCUUCAAAAAAUCGACUCCAUCUGCUGCAACUACACAGUCUAGGACGAGCACUGUUUCGUCUGGGUGUUUAAGAAAAACGACUGCUGCCCUACAAGGACACGACCAAGAACAGACCAAGACGGCACCUAGUAGGACUACAGCGCUUAUGCUUUGGACACACCGUGAGGCCGAUCAUCCUAAAAAACUGUGGCUUCUUCCUCCCGAGGCAAAGUGUGGAGUAAAAUAUGCGUACUCGCCACGCAGCAGCACGAGAAUUUACGAGCUGACUUCGAGUGGCUCUCUUCACUUUUCCAUACAUCUGGGAUAAACGUCGUGGAAAAUUCAUCCAAGUUGUCGGUUACCCUAUGAUGAAGAUGAAGUACUUAGUUGCACUACAUGCAGAUGCACAUCUAAUGAGAACUAAUGUAUGAAUACAACGAAGUACUAGUGGUGGCGGUCUGCCUCUACCCACCUGAAGAUUAUGAAAGGCUUUGAAUUUCUUGAUAUCAACAUGUUGGUCAUCAACAUUCGGCAGGAACACUAUCACUACGGUGAUCUCCUCUCUCACCCUGUUGCAUUUUUGAGUUCGAGAUUUUGGACGACAUCACGAUCAACUCGCCUGGUUUCUUACUUCGUUUUUUUAUGUUACCCUUCUCCAAUUAUCAUCCUCACACACUCGAUUUUCGUCAUCAUCUAUUCAAAUACCACCACUAUUUGCUAAUAAUAUCACUCGCAUUAUUUCCACAUUAUUGACUCAGAGGCUACAAAGCAGACAAUUUUUGAUUCGAAACCUAUACUCCUGAUACAUCGAAUGAUGAUCGUGUUAAUAUAUUUUUCCGGUUUAACUUCAUCUUCUACAUGAAGAAACAGAUACACUAUUGCGAGCAUACAUCUGCUGCAAUGAUUUUUUGGUCGGGAAAUAUUUAUAUAUACCUGAUUUUUCAUCAGCGUCAUUUUGUGUCCAGACGAUGAGCUUCGUUCUCGUCGUGAAUGAUGUCUGUGCAAAACCCUUACGCAUGAAAUUUUUCUAUCAUGUGAUGUUGUAAUUGCGUGAUGUUGUAAUUGCGUGACAUGGGAAGUCGGCACGCUGUCACCCGAUGAAAGUAUCAUGGUUUUUUAGCAAGGAAAACUAAAGAACCGACGAAAUGAGGAAAGCGCUCGGUAUGCUUCAUGGCGAAGACAUCCGGUUUAUGCGG